Molecule: messenger RNA, 3279 nt
Organism: Leptopilina boulardi
Lineage: Eukaryota; Metazoa; Arthropoda; Insecta; Hymenoptera; Figitidae
Product: RNA-binding protein 25
Exons: 12
Coding region: 231-2915 (894 amino acids)
Biological process (GO): mRNA processing; regulation of alternative mRNA splicing, via spliceosome
Cellular component (GO): spliceosomal complex
Molecular function (GO): mRNA binding
Source: RefSeq, a predicted model, not a curated record
UAGUAACCGAUAAGUGACAAAUUGCAAAUGGCGGACGAAAGCCUCAGUUUCUGAACGUUAUUGAAUUCUAAAAAAAAAUAUAUCAUUGGAAUAGUGUAAAGUAUCGGUGAUUUUAUUAAAAUGACACAUUUUUUAUUGUGAGUGAAUAUAGGAGUGAUGUGUAGUUGUUGAACCUAGUGUGUGAAGUGAAUGUUGUGAUUUAAAGUGAAAAUCGUUUGAAAUCAGUAAAAAUGUCUUAUCCUGGACAGCCUCCGAUGGGAAUACCAGGAAUGCCCCCCAUGCCUUAUAUGGUGGGUGCUCCUCCCCCUAUAAUUGGAGGAGUUAUGCCAAUGCCUCAUAUGAUUCCGACGCCUGUGUCUGCAAUGCAAACUUCUGCACCAGCUGUGCGAUAUCCACGAAAUAACACUCAACCACGUCCAGAACCACCUCGACGUCGUGAACGUGAAACAGGUCCACCAGUGACUGUGUUUGUGGGAAAUAUUAUGGAUCGCGCUCCGGAUGUGAUGAUUCGACAUAUUUUAGGUGCAUGUGGUCAUGUCCUCUCUUGGAAGAGGGUUCAGGCAUUUGGUUUUUGCGAAUAUGCAGGUCCCGAUGCCGGUCUCAGGGCCGUACGACUUCUUCAUGAUAUGGAAAUUGGAAAUAAAAAACUUGUCGUUAAAGUUGACGCUAAAACUAAAGUAGUUCUGGAUCAAUUUAAAGCUGAAAAACGAAAGAAACUUCGCGGUGGUCAGUCACCGUUACAAGAUGAAACGCCUACUGAAAAUGCAGACGGCGAAGAUGGAGAUGAUUAUAUGGACGAAGUAAUGAGAGUUGUUGAUUCUGAUGCUCUUACUCGAAUUAAUCAAAUUAUUCAGGAACACACUGGCGACAUUGAAGUAGCUCAAUCUGCUCCAGAUGAUCAUCCAGUUAAAGUGUCAACUAAACAGUUGAAUCUUGAUGAUGCGGAAAUAGAGGAAAGUAAACGAGACUUAAUCACUCGGGAAAUUGGAAAAUUCAGAGAAGUCAUGAAGAAGCAGGAGGAGGAAAAGGCUCAAGUAAAGAAAAAGAAGGAAGCAGUGGAGAAAGAAGAAAGAGAAAAACGUGAGAGAGAGCGAAAAGAUAGACGCGAUGAAGAUGGAAAUCGAGAGGAUAAUGACGCUGAACCCGGAAGUCCAUCUCGUAAGACCCGCGGUGAUAGUACCAGUAAAAGAGAAAAAAGACGUUCCAGGUCAAGAUCCAAGGAUCGUGAUCGAGAUCGUGCACGAAGUGACAGAGAACGUGAUCGUGACAGGGAUCGUGAUCGUGACAGAGAUCGUGACAGGGAACGUGAGAGGGAGCGUGAGAGGGAACGCGAACGAGAACGUGAACGUGAGAGGGAACGAGAUCGUGAAAGAGAACGUGAACGGGAACAACGUGAGCGCGAACGUGAACGUGAUAGAGAACGUGAACGGGAAGAGGCGAGAAAAUCAGAGAGGGAAAUUCUUCGUGAACGUGAGGAGGAAGAGGAGGCAAAGGAGAGAAAGAAAAAUGAAAGGCGAUCGAGGGAGAAAGAUGCUGCCUAUCAGGAACGUCUUAGAACAUGGGAAAAUAGAGAACGACGUAAAUUGAAGGAAUACGAGAAGGAGGCUGAGAAAAAGAGAGCAAAACGUGAUCUCAGAGAGAGAGAAGCAAAGAGACUCAAGGAAUUUCUUGAGGAUUAUGAUGAUGAUAGAGAUGAUGCUAAAUAUUACAAGGGUAAAGAAUUAUCACGUCGUUUGGAAGAGAGAGCAGCCGAAGCUGAAACUGAUUCACGUGAUCGUUGCGCUGAACGACAAGAGUUGCAACGUCUUCGCGAUAAAUUAUACGCUGAUGCUUCUCAUCCUGAUCCUGCUGCUGAAUUUGAAAGGUUGAAAGCGGAAAGAGAAGAGCAAUAUAAACCGAAGCCAGUAAUAACGAUACUCGACGACGAGGACGAGAAGCUGUUGAAGAAAAAUGAAAAUGAAAUUUUACCACCUAUUGAAACAGAACCAAUUGAAAGUGAUAGUGAUGAUGAGGUUCAUUUUGACGAUGUAUCACAACCGGAACCAUCGAGAACACCGCCAAGACCACACCAUCAUCAUCGUAGGCAUCAUAGACAUCAUCAAAAUCAUCAUCGUGAUGGUGAAAAUGAUGAGGAAUUAAUUGAAAUUGAUAGGGAAAGUUCAAAAGAAAAAAGGCCAUCGCCAGUUAUUAUUAGGGCUACAACACCUGUACAAGCAAUGCUACCUCAUCAUGAUGAAGAUUCGAGAAUGUCUCUUGUUAGUGAGCCAGAAAAAACCAGUAGUAGUAAUUUUGUACCAUUUGCAAUGGGAGCUAGUGGAAUGCGUGCCAAUGAUCAUGCUGUAGGAAAUAAAACACCUGCGAGUCCAACUUUACCUCCAAAUGCACAUUCACAUCCCAAUCAAGUCAAGAAAAAAGGACGUAUUGACGUUAAAGACGUUUUCAAUAAUGACGAUGAUGACGAUACUACCAGUAAUUCGAAAAAACGAAAACUUGUUCCUCUUGAUUAUGGUGAAGAUAAAAAGAAGAAAGAGGAAACAAAUGCAAAACCUGGUAAGGAGGAAAAUUCAAAAUCACAAGAAGAAAAGAGAAAGCAUAUUAAAUCUCUUAUCGAUAAAAUACCGACAGACAAAACUGCACUCUUUGGUUAUCAACUCGAUUGGGCUGUAAUCGAUAAUACAUUAAUGGAAAAGAGGAUACGUCCUUGGAUCAAUAAGAAGAUAAUUGAAUAUAUUGGAGAACCGGAACCAACGUUAGUCGAUUUUAUUUGCAGUAAAGUAAUGGCAGGAAGUUCUCCACAGGGUAUUCUCGACGAUGUACAAAUGGUAUUAGACGAGGAGGCAGAGGUAUUCGUGGUAAAAAUGUGGAGGUUAUUAAUAUACGAAGUUGAAGCAAAAAAAAUGGGUUUAGUGAAAUAAAAUAAAUUUCCAUUGUGUUAUUAAACGAUCGAAUUGAUUAAUAGUUUUUACAACAAAAACAUGAAGAAGAAGAAAAAAAAAUUCCUACGAUAUUUGGUGUAAUGAGUAGUUUUUAAAACUCAUAUACAUUUAUUAUGUAUCAUUAUUUUGAAAUAUAAUGAUAAUUCAAUUCAAUCGCAAUUGAUCGUGCGGUGAAUGGACAACUUCGUGAGGUUUCGAAAUAUUCAAAAAGAAAAAGGAAUAACUAUUUGUAAUUACAAUUUGCAAAUUUACUUUACAUAUUUUUUUUUCUUGAAGGAGUAUGUAUGCCAGUAUAAAGAAAAGAGUUUACAAAACAUAAAUGAAUUAAGUUUUUGGAAACCAA